Suricata suricatta (meerkat) is the source of this 1873-nucleotide messenger RNA. It is a transcript of the gene NFIC, whose product is annotated as nuclear factor I C. NCBI's taxonomy places the organism in Eukaryota, Metazoa, Chordata, Mammalia, Carnivora, Herpestidae. The transcript is spliced from 11 exons. Gene Ontology annotation, biological process: regulation of transcription by RNA polymerase II. Gene Ontology annotation, cellular component: nucleus. Bases 177 to 1727 code for a protein of 516 amino acids. The record is from RefSeq and is a predicted model, not a curated record. Gene Ontology annotation, molecular function: RNA polymerase II cis-regulatory region sequence-specific DNA binding; DNA-binding transcription factor activity, RNA polymerase II-specific.
UCUGCUCCAGCUGACCCUGGGCAGCGUCGGGACAUCUGUGGUCGUCAGGACUAGGGGUGCUCCUGGCACUGAGUGGGAAAGAGCCAGGGAUGCUGCUCGACACCCCCCCAUAGUUUCCAGUGCCCCCCCCCCCAGCAGAGAAUGAUCCAGAAUACCCCCGGGAGUGGGGGAGAAGCAUGCUUCCCCCUGCCUGUGUCUUGGAGGCAUCUCGUGGAACUUCCUGGUCUUUUACGGAGGAUGAGUUCCACCCGUUCAUCGAGGCGCUGCUGCCUCACGUGCGCGCCUUCGCCUACACCUGGUUCAACCUGCAGGCGCGGAAGCGCAAGUACUUCAAGAAGCACGAGAAGCGGAUGUCGAAGGACGAGGAGCGCGCGGUGAAGGACGAGCUGCUGGGCGAGAAGGCCGAGGUGAAGCAGAAGUGGGCGUCCCGGCUGCUGGCCAAGCUGCGCAAGGACAUCCGGCCCGAGUGCCGCGAGGACUUCGUGCUGGCCGUCACGGGCAAGAAGCCCCCCGGCUGCGUGCUCUCCAACCCCGACCAGAAGGGCAAGAUGCGCCGCAUCGACUGCCUGCGCCAGGCCGACAAGGUGUGGCGGCUGGACCUGGUCAUGGUCAUCCUCUUCAAGGGCAUCCCGCUCGAGAGCACCGACGGCGAGCGCCUGGUCAAGGCGGCGCAGUGCGGCCACCCGGUGCUCUGUGUGCAGCCGCACCACAUCGGCGUGGCGGUCAAGGAGCUCGACCUCUACCUGGCCUACUUCGUGCGCGAGCGAGAUGCGGAGCAGAGCGGUAGCCCCCGGGCAGGGAUGGGCUCCGACCAGGAGGACAGCAAGCCCAUCACGCUGGACACCACCGACUUCCAGGAGAGCUUCGUCACCUCCGGUGUGUUCAGUGUCACCGAGCUCAUCCAAGUGUCCCGGACCCCCGUGGUGACUGGAACAGGACCCAACUUCUCCCUGGGAGAGCUGCAGGGACACCUGGCAUAUGACCUGAAUCCAGCCAGCACAGGCAUGAGAAGGACGCUACCGAGCACUUCCUCCAGCGGGAGCAAGCGGCACAAAUCGGGCUCGAUGGAGGAAGACGUGGACACGAGCCCCGGCGGCGAUUACUACACCUCGCCUAGCUCUCCUACGAGUAGCAGCCGCAACUGGACGGAGGACAUGGAAGGAGGCAUCUCGUCCCCGGUGAAGAAGACAGAGAUGGACAAGUCACCUUUCCACAGCCCGUCUCCCCAGGACUCCCCCCGCCUCACCAGCUUCACCCAGCACCACCGGCCUGUCAUCGCCGUGCACAGCGGGAUCGCCCGGAGCCCUCACCCCACCUCGGCCCUGCACUUCCCCACCACCUCCAUCCUGCCCCAGACGGCCUCCACCUACUUCCCGCACACGGCCAUCCGAUACCCACCGCACCUCAACCCCCAGGACCCGCUCAAAGAUCUCGUGUCGCUGGCCUGUGACCCGGCCAGCCAGCAGCCUGGACCGUUAAAUGGAAGUGGUCAGCUCAAAAUGUCCAGUCACUGCCUUUCCGCUCAGAUGCUGGCGCCCCCGCCCCCUGGGCUGCCGCGGCUGGCGCUCCCCCCUGCCACCAAACCCACCUCCGAGGGAGGAAGCACGUCGCCGACCUCGCCCUCCUACUCUACGCCCGGCACGUCCCCUGCAAACCGUUCCUUUGUGGGAUUAGGACCAAGGGAUCCAACGGGCAUUUAUCAGGCACAGUCCUGGUAUCUGGGAUAAGAAAGAUUUCUUCCCGUGCCCUGCUCCUUCGUCGCGGGAACCCCAGGGGGCCGCACCUCCAGCCCCUGGCCCACGUUUUCAGUGGAAAGUUACAGCGAGCGAGAACACCCCGCCGACCCCCAGCCUGGCCGAAAAGACAAAACAGA